Molecule: messenger RNA, 471 nt
Organism: Mytilinidion resinicola
Lineage: Eukaryota; Fungi; Ascomycota; Dothideomycetes; Mytilinidiales; Mytilinidiaceae
Exons: 3
Coding region: 1-471 (156 amino acids)
Source: RefSeq, a predicted model, not a curated record
AUGACUUGGCAUAUCUUUGAGGGCGGGGUGCGGCUAGUUGCACAGCCCACAGUGUGGCGCGGCCAGUGCUACCUGGCCGACCCCUUUUUGCUAUUCGGCCGACGCCUUUUUGCUAUUUGGCCGACCCUCCCCCUGCAGUCCCUUCACCGCGUUCUAAUUAGCUCACUUAUCGGGUCGACUCCUCCGGGCAUUCACUCUCACGUGUAUUUGCACGUGCAGCUCUUAGUAGAGCACUACAACCUAGGAUCAGCAACUCAUAUGCCAGUAACGUAUCAGGAUGGCAUGCUGAUACAGGAGGAAGUAACAGGUAGUGCAAUAGCAGUGCUGCAGCACGGUAUCAGUACUGUAUCAAGUAACAGGAUGACUCAGGGUUUCCGGCCUACGUGCCUAGCCAAUUACAACUUCUACAGAGAGGGGUUGGGGUACGGUGGCCUACCCUGCCUACCGCUGCCUACUGCUGCCUCUAAUUAG